GCUCAUGCCGACCCCCACCCCCCUCCCGGUCGGGAUCCUCCGCCUGCCCUGGGGUCCCGACGGUUCCGCUCGUGGCUUCGACCCCGACUCCCCCCGUUUCCAGGCCCACCGGGGAAGUUCCCGCCGGGACCAGGAGACCCGGGCCCGGCUCCGGGAGCGUUUCCUGCGGGCUCUGGGGGUCGCUCGGGACCGGCCCGCCCGGUUCUGCCUCCGGGAGGGAAUCCGGGUCGAGGCCGUUUUCGGCACCGCCGACGUGGAACUGGCGGCUCUGCAAGUGGAAGGGCUGGAAACCCCCCUGGGGGUGCAGGAGACGGCCUUGCUGAGGGAGCAGGACCUGCUCAGCUUCUCCUUCCUCCUCAACUGACCCUCCUCCCAGCUCCAGGGAACCCCAAAAUCCCCUUUUUUCUACCCAAAAAUUGAGGGAACGUCGGGGUGGAGAGAGAAGACG
Apus apus (common swift) is the source of this 448-nucleotide messenger RNA. RefSeq names its product gem nuclear organelle associated protein 7 (gene GEMIN7). The record is from RefSeq and is a predicted model, not a curated record. The coding region runs from base 5 to 364 and encodes 119 amino acids. The transcript is spliced from 2 exons. Gene Ontology annotation, biological process: spliceosomal snRNP assembly. Gene Ontology annotation, cellular component: SMN-Sm protein complex. NCBI's taxonomy places the organism in Eukaryota, Metazoa, Chordata, Aves, Apodiformes, Apodidae.